Zea mays is the source of this 1051-nucleotide messenger RNA. RefSeq lists its product as uncharacterized. NCBI's taxonomy places the organism in Eukaryota, Viridiplantae, Streptophyta, Magnoliopsida, Poales, Poaceae. Gene Ontology annotation, cellular component: nucleus. The record is from RefSeq and is marked validated. Gene Ontology annotation, biological process: regulation of DNA-templated transcription. Gene Ontology annotation, molecular function: transcription coregulator activity; transcription cis-regulatory region binding; histone binding.
AGAACCCCCCCGCUGCGCAACCGGAGGCGUCUCCCAGCCCCGCGCCGCCGCUGACGGAGAUGGCCGGCCCCGUCUCCUCAGCGCCCCGGACCGUCGAGGACAUCUACAAGGACUACGCCGCCCGCCGCGCCGGCCUCGUCCGCGCUCUCACAUCUGAUGUCGACGGGUUCUACAGCAUGUGCGACCCAGAGAAGGAGAACCUGUGCCUGUACGGUCUCCCGAACGGCGGCUGGGAGGUAUCGCUGCCGGUGGAGGAGGUGCCGCCGGAGAUGCCCGAACCAGCGCUCGGGAUCAACUUCGCCAGGGACGGCAUGAGGCGUCGCGACUGGCUCUCGCUCGUCGCCGUACACUCUGACGCUUGGCUCGUCUCCGUCGCAUUCUUCUUCGCCGCCAAACUCAACGGCAACGACAGGAAGCGAUUAUUCAACAUGAUUAAUGAUCAUCCAUCUGUGUAUGAAAUAAUGGCUGACCGGAAGGGAAGGGAGAAUAAUCCUGGUGUUGAUAACAGCAGCAAAUCCAGGCACUCAACGAAGCGAUCAAAUGAUGGAAAGAUAAAGAACUCAAGAGUGGCAGUUGGUGAAUGUAGGUAUGAGAAUGAUGAAGACCACAGCGAAACCCUUUGUGGUUCUUGCAGUGGUCUCUACAACUCAAGUGAGUUCUGGAUUGGAUGCGACAUUUGUGAGCGGUGGUUCCACGGCAAAUGUGUGAGGAUAACCCCAGCAAAAGCAGAACAGAUAAAGCACUACAAGUGCCCUGAUUGCAGCUACAAAAAGAGCAGGCAAUAAAAUCUUGGAGCUGCUGGCCUCCUAUUACUGACUCAGCUGAUCAACCAAACAAUACUUUUCAAUUUGGCCGUAGAUGUUAACUACCCUAGGCAUUUCUUUGUUGUGGUACAUGCUGGAAAAAGACAUACAGGAUAGUUGAUCUUACAGUCUGGUCAAUUGCUUUUGUGCUUGUUUUAAUGACAUCUGUUUACGGGUUAUGUCUUCAAGGUGGAUGGUAAUCCUUUGCGUUGUGGGCUCUAGCAACGUGAUGAGUUAUGGCCAUUAUC